AUUUGUGCUUCUCCGGAAAUGGUGAUUUGGGCUUUCUCUUUGCCAGGAAUGGUGCUUGGACUUUCUCUCCUAUCUUGUGUUCGUUCUUCGCCAGGUUUGGUGCUUCAAACUUUCUUGUGUUUAUUCUUUGCCGGGUUUGGUGCUUUGGACUUUCUUGUGUUUGCUCUUUGCCAGGUUUUUUGCCGGGUUUGGUCUUGUGUUUGUUCUUUGCCAGGUUUGGUGUUUUGGUCUUUCUUGUAUUUAUUCUUUGCUAGGUUUGGUGUUUUGAACUUUCUUAUAUUCUUUGCUAGGUUUGGUGAUUUGGACUUUCUUGUAUUCAUUCUUCACUGGGUUUGGUGUUUUGGACUUUCUUGUGUUUAUUUUUCACUGAGAAGGGUUCUUUGCCGGUUUGGUGUUUUGGACUUUCUUGUAUUUGUUCUUUGCCAGGAAUCAUGCUUUGGACUUGACUGUUCUUCACUGGGUUUGGUGAUUUGGACUUUCUUACUUUUUUGUGUUUGUUCUUCACCAGGUUUGGUACUUUGGACUUUCUUGUGUUUGUUCUUUGCCAGAAAUGGUGCUUUGGACUUGACUGUAGUGAUAAGUUUGGUGUUUUUGUCUUUUUUGUAUUUAUUCUUUGCUGGGUUUGGUGCUUUGAACUUUCUUGUGUUUGUUCUUCGCUGGGAAUGGUGCUUUGGAUUUAACUAUAGUGAUAAAUUCUUUGCCAGGUUUGGUGAUUUGAACUUUCUUUCCUUUCUUUCUUCUCCAGAUGAAAUUUGUGAAAUUGUACCUUCUCAAAAAGGAAUAGAUAAAAUAAAUAUUCGUGGUUAUUUGAUGGUAAAAGACAAGUAUCCCCAUAAUCACUUUCCACAAGCGAGUAGUGCCGAAGUAGCUAAAAGUAUUGCUAAUAUAAAAGAACAAGCUAAAGAAACAAAUGACCAACCAGCUCAAUAA
This is a messenger RNA of Dentiscutata heterogama, 930 nucleotides long. Lineage: Eukaryota; Fungi; Glomeromycota; Glomeromycetes; Diversisporales; Gigasporaceae. The record is from the annotation of a GenBank genome assembly.